Messenger RNA from Limanda limanda (common dab), 3480 nucleotides. It is a transcript of the gene erc2, whose product is annotated as ELKS/RAB6-interacting/CAST family member 2. Gene Ontology annotation, biological process: maintenance of presynaptic active zone structure; regulation of synaptic plasticity; neuromuscular synaptic transmission. The transcript has 19 exons. NCBI's taxonomy places the organism in Eukaryota, Metazoa, Chordata, Actinopteri, Pleuronectiformes, Pleuronectidae. Bases 1 to 3480 code for a protein of 1159 amino acids. Gene Ontology annotation, molecular function: structural constituent of presynaptic active zone. Gene Ontology annotation, cellular component: cytoskeleton of presynaptic active zone. The record is from RefSeq and is a predicted model, not a curated record.
AUGUACGGCAGUGCCAGAGCUGUUGGCCAUAUAGAGAGCAGCCCCGCACGGUCCCCGCGCCUGCCAAGGUCCCCCAGACUGGGCCAUCGGAGGGCCAACAGUGGGGGCGGGGGUGGUGCGGGGGGCAAGACGCUCUCCAUGGAGAACAUCCAGUCCCUCAACGCUGCCUACGCCACGUCAGGGCCCAUGUACCUUAGCGACCACGAGGGCGUGGGCUCCACUGCCACUUACCCCAAGGGCACCAUGACUCUGGGUCGCGCCACCAGCCGGGCCAUGUACGGGGGUCGGGUCACAGCCAUGGGCAGCAGUCCCAACAUCGCUUCCGUGGGGCUGCCCCACGCUGACCUUCUGUCUUACAGUGACCUGGGCUCCCUCUCCAUGCUGCACGCCCACCAUCACCACCACCACCAGGGGGUGCCCUCUGCUCUGCUGAGGCAGGCGGUGCGGAGCAGUGGUGGGGACCUGCUGGAGAUACAGGCCCAGUUCAGGGAGAUGCAGAGGGAGAAUGAUCUGCUGCGCAGGGAGCUGGACCUGAAGGACAGUAAGUUGGGAUCGUCCACCAACAGCAUCAAGAGCUUCUGGAGUCCUGAGCUGAAGAAAGAGAGAAUAAUGAGGAAAGAGGAGGCUGCACGCACAUCGAUCCUGAAGGAGCAGAUGAGAGUGACCCAUGAGGAGAACCAGCAUCUCCAGAUGACCAUCCAGGCUCUGCAGGACGAGCUGCGCACACAGCGAGACCUGAACCACCUGCUGCAGCAGGAGGACCGCAGCCGCUCCGAUCACUUCACCACCAUCGAGCUGACAGAAGAGAACUUCCGUCGGCUGCAGGCAGAACACGACCGGCAGGCCAAGGAGCUCUUCUUGCUGAGAAAGACGCUGGAGGAGAUGGAGCUGAGGAUCGAGACACAGAAACAGACCCUGGGUGCCAGAGACGAGUCCAUCAAGAAGCUGCUGGAGAUGCUGCAGAGCAAAGGGCUGCCCUCGGGCAGGGCGUGCGAGGAGGAAGAGCAGGAGAGAGCUAGGCGGAUUGCCGAUGCAGAGGCCCAGCUGGGACACCUGGAGGUCAUUCUGGAUCAGAAGGAGAAAGAGAACAUCCAUCUACGAGAGGAACUGCACAGAAGAAAUCAGCUUCAUCAAGAUCCAGGCAAAACCAAGGCCCUGCAGACCAUCAUCGAGAUGAAAGACACCAAAAUUGCCUCUCUGGAGCGCAACAUCCGAGAUCUGGAGGAUGAGAUCCAGAUGCUGAAGGCGAACGGCUUACUGAACACAGAGGACAGAGAGGAGGAGAUCAAGCAGAUGGAGGUCUACAAGAACCACUCAAAGUUCAUGAAGUCCAAGAUUGACCAGCUGAAGCAGGAGCUGUCGAAGAAGGAGUCGGAGCUGUUGGCGCUGCAGACAAAACUAGAGACCCUCAACAACCAGAACUCUGACUGCAAACAGCAUAUCGAGGUGCUCAAAGAGUCUCUCACUGCCAAGGAGCAACGUGCUGCCAUCCUGCAAACAGAGGUGGAUGCUCUCCGUCUGCGCCUGGAGGAGAAAGAGUCCUUCCUGAACAAGAAGACCAAGCAGCUGCAGGACCUGACGGAGGAGAAGGGAACUCUCGCUGGAGAAAUCAGGGACAUGAAGGACAUGCUGGAGGUCAAAGAGCGGAAGAUCAAUGUCCUGCAGAAGAAGAUUGAGAAUCUGCAGGACCAGCUGCGGGACAAAGACAAGCAGCUGAGCAACCUGAAGGACAGGGUCAAGUCUCUGCAGACCGACUCCAGUAACACAGACACUGCCUUGGCCACCCUGGAGGAGGCGCUGUCAGAGAAGGAGAGGAUUAUAGAGCGUUUAAAGGACCAAAGAGAGAGAGAGGAUAGAGAACGUCUGGAGGAGGUGGAGUCGUACAAGAAGGAGAACAAGGACCUAAAGGAGAAGGUCAACAGCCUGCAGAUAGAGUUAACAGACAAAGAGUCCAAUCUCAUCGAUCUGAAGGACCACGCUUCAUCUCUUGCGUCUUCUGGCCUCAAGAGGGAUUCAAAGCUCAAAUCACUGGAGAUCGCCAUCGAGCAGAAAAAAGAGGAGUGUAGUAAGUUGGAGACGCAGUUGCAGAAGAAAGCCCAUGAGGUGGAGCAGCAGUCGGGCCCCAGAGGGAACCCAGAGUUCGUAGAUCGAGUGAAGCUGCUGGAGAAAGAGAUGAACUACUACAAGGACGAGUCCGGCAAGUCUCAGACGGAGGUGGAGCGACUCCUGGACAUCCUGCGAGAGGUGGAGACCGAAAAGAACGAUAAGGACAAGAAGAUCGCAGAGUUGGAAAGCCCCCCUCCCUCUGCCCCUCGCCUCAUCCCUCGUCCCAGUGGCAGAGCUCCCCCUGACCCGCUCCCUUCUGUCUCUGCUGCCCCCCAGCAGAUAGGGGGCAUGGUGUGGGAUUUCCUGGGAAAUCUAGCUCCCAGACAAGGAGGCAAAGACCAGACUAAGAAGGGUCCAAACAUAAAGCUGGGACCACAAGGAGACAAGAAAGGCUUAGGACAGGACCCUCGCAAGGACGGCUCCAUGGACAGUGGCCACCACGUAAAGCUGGAGGAGUUGAUGACCACGCUAGAAAGGACGAGGCAGGAGCUGGACGCCACAAAGCAGCGUCUGUCCUCCACACAGCAGUCUCUGCAGGAGAGGGACACGCACCUCACCAGCAUGAGACAAGAUCGCAGAAAACAGCUGGAGGAGAUCCUGGAGAUGAAACAACAGGCUCUUCUGGCAGCCAUCAGUGAGAAAGAUGCAAAUAUUGCACUGCUGGAACUUUCCUCCUCCAAUAAGAAGAAGACCCAGGAGGAGGUGCUGAGCCUCAAGAGGGAGCGGGACAAGCUGAUGCACCAGCUCAAACAGCACACACAAAGCAGGAUGAAACUGAUCGCCGACAACUAUGAAGAUGAGCAAUAUCACCCACAUGGUCCUCACCACCCCCAGCCUCAGCCACCACUCAAUACUCACACACCACUCAUCCACCACAUCCUCAGCAUCCUCAGCAUCCUCAGCAUCCUCAGACCCCCCAACAGCACCCUCAUGCCCAGCAGCCACAAGCACAGUACCCUCACCCUGCUCAUCAGCAACACCCCCAGCAGCAUCCCCAGCAGCACCCACAGCAGCAUCCCCAGCAUCCCCAACCGGCUCCCCAGCACCAACAGCACCAACAGCACCCACGUCCUCCUCAGCCCCAGCACCCUCACCAACAGCACCCCCAGCACCCAGCACAGCACCCAGCACAGCACCCAGCACAGCACCCACAUGGACAUCCCCCUAUGCAGCACCCUCACCCGCAGCACCCACAUGGUCCUCCCCAACAAGGGCCGCACCCGCAGCACCCGCAGCACCCGCAGCACGCCCAGCAUCCUCAGCAUCCUCAGCAUCCUCAGCAUCCUCAGCACCCGCAGGCCAGCCCGCGGACCCCCACAUGCUGGUCACCGUCCCACUCCAGACCAGGAUGAUGAGGAGGGCAUUUGGGCGUAA